AUGCCUCAAGGGUACAGCAGUCCCACAUUUCACCCACCCCCUGUUGAUGGGACGCUAUGCAUUCCCGAGCUUUUCGAGUAUCACGCAGAGCAUAGUCCAGAGCAUCCGCUUUUCAUCUAUGCCGACGAGGACUCUUCAACCAUCAGUGGAGACGAUUGCGGUUCUGGUACUAGAACAAUCAAGUAUCCCGAGGCGUGGCGUAAAAUCCAACGAGCGGCGAAGAUCGUGAACGGGCAUUAUAUGAGGUUCGAGGAUAGGUAUGCACGUCAGGACAGGGAGUCCGGGAUCGUUGCUAUGAAGCAGAAAGUUCCGCCGACGAUUGGAAUCCUGGCGAAUGCAGACUCGAUCAGCUUCUUCAGCACCAUAGUCGCUAUAAUGCGUCUCAAUCUCACUCCCUUUCCGCUUUCCGUUCGUAACUCACCUGUCGCUGUGGCCCAUCUCAUCAAGAAGGCGCAGCUGCUUCAGGUCUUUGUCUCUCCGGAUCCGGCUAUGCAGAGGUUGAUCGCCGAGGCGAGGGAUAUACUGAGGGACAAUGACGGGAUUGAAGUCGAGGUGCUGGCAAUGAUUCAGUUCAAGGAUAUUGAGGAUAAUGACAAGGCCGUGGAGGUCCAAAAUGGCGAUGCGUCGGCGCGGGCAACACGGGCAAAGGAAGCGGAGGACAUUGAGUUUCCGAAGGUGGACUUGGACACUACUGCGGUUAUACUUCAUUCUUCUGGCACAACGUCGUUUCCCAAACCCAUUUAUCUUACCCACAGAAUGUUCCUACAGUGGUGUAUGGUCAUAUGCUAUGGCGAAGUCGAUAUGUGUGGUACUAUAGUUGCGGCGCAUACUUGCCCGCUAUACCACGGCAUGGGCAUGUUCAUCAUGAUGUGGACUUGCAUCCCUGGCAUGAUCAUGGCGGUAUUCAAGCCUGCGUCGCCGCCCGUCAUAUCAACACCCGAGACUUAUCUCCAGGGAAUCAUCCAGACAAAGAGCGAGGUGGUGUUUUGUGUUCCUUCUGUCAUCGAGACUUGGUCCCACGACCUUUCAAUUUUCGACUCUAUGAAGUCUGUGCACUCGAUUACAUUCGGAGGCGCUCCAAUGACCAAGUCUGUGGGAGAUACACUGACAGCACGAGGUCUUACUCUGAUCCCCUUCUUUGGGUCGACCGAAGUAGGUUGUCUGAACCUAAGCUUCCCCUCUGGACGCCCGACUCUCGAUACCUGGGAAUGGUUCGAAUUCUCACCGAAUGCCGAGUUUGAGCUCUUAUCGCAGAAUGAAGGCGUGGAUGGGAACGAUAUCUUCGAGCUCUGUAUCGUCGAUGUGCCUCAUAAAGGCAUAGCUAUGGCGAAUGCCACGUCGAAGGAUGGGCGACCGAUGUACAGAACCUCCGACCUUAUACAGAGGCAUCCGAGAUAUCCAAAGAAAUGGAGAGUCUAUGGCCGAGUGGACGAUCAGAUCAUGUUGUCCACUGGUGAGAAGACUAAUCCCGGACCUCUCGAGGCGAUUCUGCUGCAAGAUCCUCAUGUAGCGUGUGCCAUCAUGUUCGGACGAGGUCAAACACAGAACGGAGUCUUGGUUGAUCCAGCACCAGAAUACGCGUUUGACCCAGAGGAUGAAGAGAAACUUGUAGAGUUUCGCAACAAGAUAUGGCCAACUGUUGAGAGAAUGAACAAUUUCGCGCCGGCUCAUUCCAGACUCUUCAAGGAGAUGAUCAUUGUAUCGAAGCCUGCGAAGCCCUUCGAAUUCAACUCAAAGGGUGGACCAAGGCGCCACGCUAUUAUCACCAAAUACGAGCCCGAAAUCCAGGCUCUGUAUGCUGCUGUCCAAGAAUCAUCGCAAGCGGACGUUGCUGCUCCUGGCGAAUGGACCGAAGAAUCCGUGGUGCAAUUUGUGAGGCGAGUAGUAACGAAGGUCAUGGACUUGGAACUUGAAGGCGAUAUGGACUUGUUCCAGCAAGGGUGUGAUAGCUUACAGGCGACCUACAUCCGCAAUGCGAUCAUUCACGCCCUUCGAGAGCCUUUGGCUUCAUCUGGCUCUCGCCUUCGGCUCCCGAACAGCUUCGUCUACAACAACCCUACCAUCUCUGCCCUCACCUCAUACAUCCUCUCACUAUUUUCCUCCGAUGAACAGAGCGUGGAAAACAAACGUGAACGUAUCGCCAAGUCUAUGCAAGCCAUGGUCAGUAAAUACAGCGGCGACUUCCCAGUUCACAGUCCUCGUGACGCCCGCUCAGUAAAGACGCUAGAUGAAGUUGUCCUCGUAUCUGGGACUUCGGGAAGAUUGGGAGCUCAUCUCUUGGCUCAGUUGCUUGUGAAGCCGUCAGUGACCAGGGUAUACGCCCUAAAUCGACCAUCCAAGCAGAACAUUUUGGAGAGACAGCUGAAGGCCUUCGAGAAUUGGGAACUUGAUGAACGAUUGCUGGCCGGAGGGAAGGUAGUUCUACUAGAGGUGGAUUUUACUAAGGCUGAUUUUGGUGUCGGAGAAACUGUGUACAACGAGAUGCGCGACUCAGUCACUAGUAUCAUUCACAACGCGUGGCGUGUGGAUUUCAACGUUGCUUUGUCCUCCUUCGAACCUCUCGUAGUCGGCAUGCGGAACUUGAUCGACCUUUCGUUGAGCUCACCCCACCCAUCGCCUCCUCCCAUCUUGUUUACGAGCUCCAUAUCAACUAUCAUGACCUCGCCCAUUGCACCGGUGCCGGAAACGCCAGUCACUAAUCCGCUGAUCGCCAGCCUCUCCGGUUAUAGCCAAAGUAAAUGGGUCGCAGAAACCUUACUUCUACAGGCGAGGAAAAAGCGAGCCCUGUGCGUGAAUGUGGUACGGGUCGGGCAACUGGCUGGCGACAGCAAGGUUGGAGGAUGGAACGAGAAGGAGUGGUUACCUGCGUUAUUGAGAGGCUCGCAGGUGUUGGGCGCUGUUCCUGAACGUACUGAGCAAAUAUCGUGGAUUCCCGUAGAUGUCGCUGCGUCUGCCUUGAUAGACAUGGUCGGCAGCCCUGAGCCCGUCAUGCAUCUCGUCCACCCCUACCCCGUGUCUUGGACCGUUGUCUCCUCCACAGCUUCCAGCGUCCUCGGUGUCCCCAUCGUGCCGUACAGCGAGUGGCUCUCCAGAUUGCAGGAUGCCGCACAAGACGCCGAAGCUGAUACCCAGAAGGCAAACCCCGCGUUGAAGUUGUUUGAUUUCUUCGAGAAGGACAUGGAGUCGGCGACUGAGCUCGCCAUUGCGACGAAUAAGGCGGUAAAGGUUUCGAGUAGUCUGAUGAAUGCGAAGAAGCUAGAAAGCGUGGAUGUUGGGAAGUGGUUGAGCUAUUGGCAGAAGAUCGGGUUCUUGAGGGGUUGA
Messenger RNA from Stereum hirsutum FP-91666 SS1, 3321 nucleotides. Its product is annotated as acetyl-CoA synthetase-like protein. NCBI's taxonomy places the organism in Eukaryota, Fungi, Basidiomycota, Agaricomycetes, Russulales, Stereaceae. The record is from RefSeq and is a predicted model, not a curated record. The transcript is spliced from 19 exons. The coding region runs from base 1 to 3321 and encodes 1106 amino acids. Gene Ontology annotation, molecular function: phosphopantetheine binding.